Messenger RNA from Pseudoliparis swirei, 2979 nucleotides. RefSeq names its product troponin T type 2a (cardiac) (gene tnnt2a). Gene Ontology annotation, molecular function: troponin I binding; troponin C binding; tropomyosin binding. Gene Ontology annotation, cellular component: troponin complex. The record is from RefSeq and is a predicted model, not a curated record. Gene Ontology annotation, biological process: sarcomere organization; cardiac muscle contraction; regulation of muscle contraction. The transcript is spliced from 13 exons. NCBI's taxonomy places the organism in Eukaryota, Metazoa, Chordata, Actinopteri, Perciformes, Liparidae. Bases 1660 to 2295 code for a protein of 211 amino acids.
CUGUCCCUUUACCCUCAUGAGACCCUCCUCACUUUCCUUUUAGUAAAAGAAGUCUCUCCAUCAGCUCUCUUUCCUAAUCGCUCUAACUCAGAUUCCCCGCUGCUCGCCUGAACGCUCCUUGCCAUGUCUGACAACGAGGAGGUGGUGGAGGAGUACGAGGAGUAGGUUACUUGUUUCAAUGCUUCAGCUGGAAUAUACUGAACGCGUUUCUUGUGUGUCACAGAAUCUGUGACAUGACUGCACUGUACAUUGACAGACAUGUUGUGCCUUGUAUCGUAUUGUAUUGGCAGUAUGUUGUUAUGUGAUGACAGAUUGCUAUAUAUUUGUGUUUUUUCUACCAGCAUAAUAAUGUCUGUAUGUGUUUGACUUUCAUAGGGAGGUGGAAGGUAAGAGCUCUCAUCAUAAUUCACCACAUACUGUACACCAUUACUAUCGCACUGAAUUGUGUGAACUAAAGAGGUAGUUGACAGAUGUUUAGUUAAGUAAUCCAGUGAGCGUAACCUGAUGCCACUAAUGCGUACACGCAAGGGAUUUCAAAGGAAUGUAAAGACAUUCACAUAAAUGUCACAUUGAUUGUAAAAGUGCAGCCAGUUUGUUAAGCUUACUGCUUCCACAACUGUCGGUCAGACAUGUUCCUUUUGUUGGAGGCUCAUCUGCAGCUCAAUGUGUGUUUGUACCAACACACGUCCUUGUUAGGGCAAAGAUUGCAGUUGGUCGAUUGCUGGGGGGAAACAAAUCCACAAAAUGUAAAUUAGAUGAAGCAUUACGGAAACAGUUGUUGGAUAUGUAUACCAUACUUUGUUUUCUCAUUGUGAUUAUUACAUUUGUAAAUUCCCUCUCGUGUAUUUUCCUGGCUGUGUGAUUUAGAUGAGGAGACUACUGAAGGUAAGGCACUUGAAUUGUAUGAAUGAAGCUCUGGGUCAUCAAUGAAUGAUAUUUCAGUUGGACUUAGGGAGUGAUGAACAUUGACAGUUGGUGGUUAAAAUAACAUCGCUGUGGUCAGUAGUGAAGAAAGUAUUAAGAUCCUUAAGUAAAAGUGGAAAUACUCCAAGUGAACUCUCUGCAAUAUAAAAGUAAAAGUAUGUAAGUAGAAAAUGCUCUGAGUAUUAAAAGUACUCAUGCAGAAGAAAUAGCCACUGUAGAUAUGUUAAUAUCUAAUAAUAUUAUGACAUGGUUGAGGGGUAGAUAUUUUUUUAACAAUUUUUUAAAGGACAACUAUUUAUUAUUUAUGUCAUGGAGUAAUCUGCUGAUAAUUUUCUCAAUUUAAUAGAUGUUUUUGAAAAUAGUGAGAUGCCAUCACAAGAGAUGAUUGACAAUAAAUUCAAAUUAAUACAUUAAAUAGAAAAAGGCAGCAAAAAGGGUUAUUAUUAAAAUAGUUUCAAAUUAAUCAUUCUUUGUCUCAACUUGCAAAUCAAUUGAAUAAUCAACUCUAACUGUGUGUACUGGUCUGACUGGCUUUACUAAACAGCGUUGUGCUUUUGCUCAGCAGGAGAGCAGGGAGUAGAGGAGGAGGAGGUGGAGGAGGAGGCGGCAGAGGAAGACACCGUGCAGGAUGUGGAUGAACCUGAUGCAGAGGAGGAGCCCAACGAAGAACGAGAUGGAGAAGAGGAAGUGGAGGAGGGAGAAGAGGAGGCCAAACCAAAAUUCAAGUCAUUUAUCAUGCCCAACCUCAUCCCUCCUAAGAUCCCAGAUGGAGAGAAGGUGGAUUUUGAUGAUAUACACCGUAAAAGGAUGGAGAAAGACCUGAUGGAGCUUCAGACUUUGAUCGUGGUUCACUUUGAGAGCAGAAAGAAGGAAGAAGAUGACAUCAUUCAUCUCAAGGACAGAAUUGACAAGCGUCGUUCUGAGCGAUCAGAACAGCAAAGAAUCCGAAGUGAGAGAGAUAAAGAGCGGCAGAAGCGUCUUGAGGAUGAGAAAGCUCGCAAGGAGGAGGAGGAGGCCAAGAGGAGAGCAGAUGAGGAUGCUAAGAAAAAGAAAAUCCUUACCAGCCUCCACUUUGGAGGUUACAUGCAGAAGUUGACAGAAAAACGGAGCGGAAAGAGGCAAACUGAGAGAGAGAAGAAAAGGAAAAUAUUGAGUGAAAGACGCAAAUCUCUGGACAUCGAGAACUUGAGCCAGGACAAACUCAAGGAGAAAGCUAAAGAGCUGUGGGAGUGGAUGCAGGAGCUGGAGGCAGAAAAGUUUGACCUGCAAUACCAGCUCACCAGUCAGAAAUAUGAGAUUAAUGUGCUGAGGAACCGUGUCAGUGACCAUCAGAAAAUAUCUAAAAGAGCCAAAAGAGGGCUGAGGAAAUGAGCGUGAAUGUGCAGCUCAAGCAGUGUCAGCAUCAGCCCCAUCCUGCAGCCACCGCCUCAAACCAAGCCCUGGCUUUCCUGCCACGCCCUGGUCCCUGUUUCCCCACUAACAUCACCUACCAAUUAUAUGCAGGUUUCCAGCGCCAUCUCACUCGAAUGUAUUCCUUUUCUUUCCAAUCAUUAAAUUAGAUCCUCCGUGUUUAAGGGUGUAAAUGAAAAAAAAACGUUCUUCAAUCAAGGAUUCUUUGCUUUUUUUGUGUGCAUGUGUUAACUGGCACUCAAAACUCAAAAGAGUCAAAUUACAUGAAUGCAGAAAGCCUGAAGCUAAUACAGGAAGAGACAUCUUCCUACUCAGAGACAGGCUCUGACAUGACCAAGACUGUCAUAAAGCUCCGUGGGCUAACGCCCAGACAUCCACCCAACAGACACAUUCACCCAAACUUGGAAGAGAAUUAAUCAUUUAAAUUCAACCGAAAUCCAGGUGGGAAAGUCCUUUAAAAAAAAGAAAAGAAAAACACACACAGUCGUUCUAACCUCUCUUCAAAAGGAAGGUUAAUAUCAACGUUGUUACAACUUAAUGAAAUGAGCAUACCAUUCAAAGGACGUAUGAUUUAUGAAUUUGUGGUCAGGUUUUACUGUAUUUAUCACAAUUAAUAAAACACAUACAUGAUGUGGUCUAAGGGUG